GCUGAGCUCAGAAAGGAACAGAAGGCUUGAAGAAAGUGACCGAAGGGCUGAUGUAUGGUUCUCAGAGAGGAGAACAGAACAGUGAGAGCUGUUUUUAGUGUUUUUCACAGAGGAAGAGUAGACCAAAGACAAAACAUCCCUCCAAAAUGCUUUGCCAUGUAACUCGACCGGAUUCGGUGGUAAUGGAGAUUGAAGUAGACGCGAAGGCAAACGGAGAAGACUGCCUGAACAAGGUAUGUCAGAAGUUGGGAAUCAUAGAAAUUGAUUACUUCGGGCUGCAGUUUUCUGGCAGCAAGGGAGAAAACCUGUGGCUGAACCUGAGGAACAGAAUCUCCCAACAGAUGGACAAUCUCACACCCUGCAGACUACGACUCCGAGUGAAGUUCUUUGUGGAGCCUCAUCUUAUUUUGCAGGAACAGACGAGACACUUGUUUUUUAUGCAUGUGAAAGAAGAUCUUCAUCGUGGACAUCUGCGGAUGUGCUCUGAACAAGCCGAAGAGCUCAGCGCCCUUCUCGCCCAGGCAGAGUUUGGUGACUACAACCAGAACACAGCCAAGUAUUGGUACACUGAAUUGUGUGGCCAAGAGCCCAACCAAGCAACCAUCAACAGUAUCAUAGCCAAGCACAAGGCUCUGGAGGGUCUGAGUCAGGGCUCUGUGGAGUAUCAGGCCCUGCAGCUGGUCGCAUCACUGGAUCAUUAUGGAGUGGAGUGGCACUGGGCGCGGGACGCAGAGGGACAGAGGUUGGCGAUUGGAGUGGGGCCAGAGGGUAUCGCUAUUUGCCGAGAUGACUUCACCUUAGUUAACAGGAUAUCCUAUCCCAUAAUACAAAUUGCCACGCAAUCAGGGAAAAGUGUGUACUUAACAGUCACCAAGGAAACCAGUGACAGUGUGGUCCAGCUGUUCAAGUUGAUCAGUAAUCGGGCAGCCAGUGGACUGUACCGGGCGAUCACAGAGACGCAUGCCUUUUACAGAUGUGACACUGUGACCAAUGCAGUAAUGAUGCAAUAUAGCAGAGAUUUCAAGGGUCAUCUGGCUUCACUUUUCCUUAAUGAGAAUAUCAACCUGGGCAAGAAGUAUGUAUUCGACAUCCGCCGCACCUCCAAGGAAGUUUACGACUACGCCAGGCGUUCGCUCUACAAUGCUGGUAUCGUGGACAUUAUGUCCAGGCCAGGCGAGUGCACCCCUUCAUCGCGCUCGCCCUCACGUGACCAGGAGGGGGUACUGGACUGUGGGGGCUGCCAGCAGAGCCGCCUGCUGCAGGAGAAGCUGCAGAAACUGCGGGAGGCGCUGCUGUGCAUGCUGUGCUGCGAGGAGGAGAUUGAUGCCGCAUUUUGUCCCUGCGGUCACAUGGUCUGCUGCCAAAACUGUGCUGCACAGCUGCAGUCAUGUCCAGUGUGUCGGUCAGAUGUGGAACACGUCCAGCAUGUCUACUUGCCCACAUGCACCAGUCUGCUCAACCUGACCAUCACUGGUGGCAAUAGCCCUGAACCCAUCCACCGCGGAAUGGCGGCCCACACCUGCACUACCAAUGACUACUCAACCAGUGAGAAGAUCUACCAAAACUAAGCUUGCCUACCGGUCCUCCAUGAGACUUCUAUUUAAUUUGACUUAGUGGCCGACUAAGAGUCCACACGUCAUUAUGGUUGAGUCACAGGGAAAUGUUGUUUUUGGAACCAUUGACGGACCCUGGUCUUUAAUAUUUGUUUGUCAUGUGACUUUGUCUUUUUUUUUUUUUAAUUAAUUGUAUCAGUUGAUCUGAUAAAUAUUUGUUUGUACUUUAAAAAAAUAUAUAAUUUUUUACUUUUCAGUACUCCAUAGCAUGCUGCAAACAUUUGCCUCAUAACCUGCACAAAUCUGUUUUAAGUGACGAGGAAUGAUAUUGUUUAGAUGGUAGCUUUUGUUUUCCUAAUUUAAUUGAGUUUUACAUUGUGCUUUUAAUAUGCAAUAUCCACUUUUCAAUAUGUUCCUUUUGCAGGGGAUUUGAGUUUGUUUUAGGUUUUUUAGGUCUUUGUGGUUUCCAUGCCAAUGACAAGGUAUUUAUGGUGAGGGGCGCCAACCCUCGCAGCACUUUGAGUAGAGAGAACGUUGUCAAACUACUGAUCCUCCGUUUACAUGUUGAUUCACUGCUUCUAUAACCAGCACUCCAAACCCUGAAUGGGCAUUAGUGGAUUGUGUUGCCCAGUGGUUUUUGCUUUCUUAAGCUUUUAUUUCACUAUUAUGGUCAAUCUGUGAUUUGCUUUGAAUUGAAAGGGUACUGAAUUCUCUUAUCAGUGCAAUGCUAACCCUAAGAGAUUAACUUUUUUUAUUAUUGCUUUUUUUGUGUGGAAUUUAUCUGUAGGAAAGUAAAAAAUAAGAUAUAUCUUAUCGCCACUGUCACUUUACUAAGGAGUUUCCUAAGUGUAUUGUUCUUAGGGGUUUGCCUUAAUGUAGCAGCAACACUGUGUGUUUGACAUGCAUUCUUUCUUUGCACAGACUAUUAUUGAAAAAUGAAGAGAAAUAUUUUCUCUUUUUUUUUUUUCAAUUUGUACAAGUAGGAUUUGUUUCUGUUUGUUUGAAGCAAAAACUAUGCGCUGUAAAUAGAGAAAUAACUCAAACUUUUAUAUUUCUUUGAAUGAGCGGUAUUAAUA
Xyrauchen texanus (razorback sucker) is the source of this 2629-nucleotide messenger RNA. Its product is annotated as E3 ubiquitin-protein ligase MYLIP-A. The transcript has 7 exons. Gene Ontology annotation, biological process: ubiquitin-dependent protein catabolic process. Gene Ontology annotation, molecular function: ubiquitin-protein transferase activity. The record is from RefSeq and is a predicted model, not a curated record. Bases 147 to 1568 code for a protein of 473 amino acids. Lineage: Eukaryota; Metazoa; Chordata; Actinopteri; Cypriniformes; Catostomidae. Gene Ontology annotation, cellular component: cytoskeleton.